Molecule: messenger RNA, 2764 nt
Organism: Anopheles funestus (African malaria mosquito)
Lineage: Eukaryota; Metazoa; Arthropoda; Insecta; Diptera; Culicidae
Product: trypsin-7-like
Exons: 2
Coding region: 1476-2267 (263 amino acids)
Biological process (GO): proteolysis
Molecular function (GO): serine-type endopeptidase activity
Source: RefSeq, a predicted model, not a curated record
CUUAGCUUGCGAAGGCCCUUCCCCGUGUAGGAGCGAAAAACGUUUCGUCUUUAUCAUAAAUUGAUACCCGGGAUAUUUACUUGCCUAUUUCCGUUUCUUCCCGGUUGGUGUGGGAAGAAAAAAAAACAACAUCGAAGCCUAUCCUGUUGCUAAAGGUUUUCGCAACGGUACACGGUGUUCGCGACCAUAUUUUUCCGAGGUAGCUUCUUCACGUUUUGCUCAUUCAUUUAAGGCAUUAGCACUGUACGUUGCUAUCACAAUAAUCAGAAGCGACAACAUCGUGAAGCGUAUUACUUAUCAGCUAUUUAACAUCAGUUCAUGAAACGCGCUUCGCAAACGUUCGCUCCGCUGUGCCGCCUAACGCAUCGCUUGAUGUUUAGUCAAUAGGAAAGGUAGCUUGAGGUGAUGUUUUAGCUUUGCGUGCGCGGUGAAUCGGUUUCGAUCGAAGGACAUUGAAAAGAUUCCAGCCGCUGCCAAGACUAAGGGUUCUUUAUUUUUAAUCCUUCUCUGUAACCAUCCCGUCAACCAUCAUCAGUGACAUUGCGCUUCGUACCGUAUUCACACCGCCACCGUGUUUGCCUUGCCCUGUGUAGUGGGUGGUACCGACCCUUCGUGUCCUCGUUUUUGUGAUGUGAUAUCGUAAGCAUAUCCCCGCCCCACAUUGCCCUACUGGGCUGGGUAUGCCCUGGUAUGAAUAUGCCAUGAAACGGGCCGUUUACGGGGUUUUGUGUAGGUUUGAGGCUUGUGUUGUGAGUUUAGCUUGACGGAGUGUAAAAUAAAUUAAAGCCCCCGACCACCUUCGGUCCGGCCGUAGCAAACCACCGACAGGAUCAAAGAGCUCAGCAUGAAAUCGGGAGGUUAAAUGGUUUCCCUGCGGAGCUUGUCGUGGAAUGUUCUUCUCUAGCCUUUGCUGCCGGGUUUUGUAGGAAGGCAAUCGGGAUUGACGAAUUAAGUGCGUGGCAGGUAGGAGUGAUGUUUUGGGAUGAACGACAAAAUGGAUGCCUUUGAUUUCGUUUAAUUGGACCAUGAAAAUCGCGGUGACCCUUGUAAACUAUAGCUACUAUAAUAGUCAUUUGUAUAUGGCGAAUAGAAGCAAUAGGUUAGGUUUAUCAGUUGACCUUUUUUUAUGGUCAUAAUAUUUUACCAUAGCAAAAGUCCCAAACAGAGGUCAAAAGCAUGCGGCACACUAGUAAAAUUGAAAAAUGUUAAAAACGAAACCACAAACAAUAAAGCACUCUACUAACAAAAAAAAAGUUGGGGCUUAAAAUCCCUUCCUGUUAGAUCUUCAUAGCUCUUAUCAAUAGUUGUACGGUACAUCUGCUUAGUUCCAGCUUACAAAGAUAAUGGUUUAGUGCCAAGAGUAGCUAUCAAAUGGUAUAAUCUUUACAAGUGCUCUUUUAGCUAGGUAUAAAGUACUUGAAAUUAAAGGUUUGUUUAGGUAUUUCAAUUCAUUUCGUUCCCUCUGUCUUUUACAAAUGGAGCACAUUUUAAAAGCAACACAAUUUUUCGUGAUUUUGUGCGUUGUUUUUGGUUUUGGAGUGAUAUGUACGAAAUCCGAGCAACAACUAACAAACCGAAUAGUUGGAGGCCAUGUAGCUAACAUCGAAUCGUACCCAUAUCAAGUGUCCGUACAGGAACUGAAUGUUCAUAUAUGCGGUGGAUCAAUAAUCACCAGUCGAUGGAUAUUAACAGCGGGACACUGUGUGGACGAUACUAUUGCGCGUUACAUGAACGUGCGCGUUGGUUCUUCAUUUUACAGUGAGAACGGAACUAUUUAUAAUGUUAAAUCAGCAGUCACACAUCCGAACCAUGUACCCUACAGCUGGAUAAUGGACUUUGCGCUUCUGGAGUUAGACGAUUCGCUAGUGUUUUCCUCUAUCGUGCAACCGAUAGCCCUGGCGUACCAGCCGGAAGAUCUGCUGUACGAUCUCGACUGUGUAGUGACCGGCUGGGGGCGCACUUUAAAUGACGAAGAAAGCUAUGAACAGCUACGUGCGGUAGAGAUUCCGUUGGUUUCACGUGCAUUGUGUAAUAUCACUUACGAAGGGAAGAUCGAUAUGGCGAUGAUAUGCGCGGGUGAUUAUGCUAAUGGUGGUAAGGGUAGUUGUGCGUACGAUUCUGGAGGUCCAUUGGUUUGUGCCGGUGUACAGGUUGGAAUCGUAUCCUGGGGUAAGGGCUGUGCUUUGCCCGGAUAUCCAGAGGUGUACAGUAGCGUUUUGUAUGGGAGAAGGUGGAUAGACAGUGUAAUAGCUAGUGUCCAGCCCUAAUAAAGUAGAUGUUUAUUUUGAAGCAAAAUUAAAAAUGUGAUAAUUGAGACUAGAAUCAAAAUGUUUAAUUAACUAUUUUUUAAACAAUUUAACAAACGAAACAAAACAAAGGAACAAGUUGACGUGAUCUAUCAAAUCGAAAGGAACGAAAUCAAGGAAAGAAACAAAAGGAACGAAAGUAAGUUCCCGUAUCUGUGGUAAACCGUUUCGAUUUUGUUUUUUUUUUCAAACUGAUCAUGAUUAAUAAUUACAUAUAUAAAUUUAGCUGAUCGGUUGUGUACACACGACCCAUAUCAAACACAUAUCAAGAAAUGUAGGAAACACAGCACAGUGAUAGAUUCGGUAGUAAACUACGGCCACCAUAUGUGGAUUACGCUUGUGCACAACGUCAUAGUCAUUAUAUGAGCUAAAUAUGUUGAGUAGUGGUUUUGAGGAAAAUGUGACCUGUUUUAUUCUAGUCUGUUUAGUCUCCUUCUGUCGUGUGGAGAAGACCAAAU